Molecule: messenger RNA, 1691 nt
Organism: Pistacia vera
Lineage: Eukaryota; Viridiplantae; Streptophyta; Magnoliopsida; Sapindales; Anacardiaceae
Exons: 2
Coding region: 56-1363 (435 amino acids)
Source: RefSeq, a predicted model, not a curated record
UAUAAUCAAUAUUAAGAAGCCAAAACCCUGAAAUCUGGAAAAUCAAUCAUUGAAUAUGAAGAAUGGUUAUGAACAACAUCAAGAAUCCACCAACAAGAAGCCCAAGUCAAACUUGGCAUUACCAAUUUGUGAGAACAAGAAGACCAGAGACUUACCCAAUUUAUCAGAAUGCCAAACUUGUGGUUUUCGAACCGAUGCUUGUUCCGGUAAGAACAGAAUUCAAAUUUUAUACAGUGAAUGGCGAAUUGUUCUUCUUUGCAAUAGAUGUCUUUCUCGCGUUGAAUCCUCCCUAAUUUGCUCUUAUUGCUUUAAUGAAACUACAAAUGAUUCGUUUUCUUGUUCUCAAUGUAAGCGUUGUGUUCAUAGAACUUGCUUUUUAAAGUACAGAACUGUUUCUCCUUGGUCGUAUUCUUCUUCUUCUUCCAUGGACUUUUCAGUUUGUGUUGACUGUUGGGUCCCUGAAUCAAUGAUAAAAAGGAGAGGGUUUUUUAUUGGUAGGAACUAUAGUAGCCAUUCUAAGGUUUUCAAUGACGCCCAAUCUUUGAAGGACCCCAAUUUUGCUUUGGAGAGGACAGUUGUGUUGGCCUUGAUGGCUCCACCGAUGGCGGCAAAGAAGCUGAUGGAGGUGGCAAAGAUGCCAAUGGAGAUGGAAAGUAAUGCAUUGAAUUUGGAGGUAAAGAGGGAGGGCGAUGAUUGUAAUGAUAAGAAGGUUGUUGAUGAUGCUGAGUUGGCGUUUAAGCUGCACCGGGCAAUGAAUAGCUCGCGGAGGAUUUCAAAGAAUUUAUGUGCUGUGAAAUCGAGUUCUUCCAGUGUUCCCAAGAUACAGGAGUUUAAUGAUAAUUUGGUUCUUAGAUGCUCAGAUUCAGGGAAUCCUAGUGUUUCUUGUGAGAUUGAGGUUUGUGCUAAUAAGAAGAUGAAUGAGAAUCUGGAUAGAAAUGUUUUAGAUCCUUUGCUAUGUGUUAAAGAUGAGGAUAUAGGAGUGCAACUGAAGGAGGGAGAGGGGAGCUGUUCAAACAAAUUGGUAAAGUCAAGUGGAGAUGAAAAUAGUACAAACUUUGAGUCUAGAUCUUGUCAUAAUAAUCAAUAUGAAUCUACUGAAUGCAAGGUUGAAACAUGUGAUGGAAAGCCUGAUCGCUAUUUGUUGAAGUAUAGAAAGAGGAAUCCAAGCUCCAAACGAGUUCCAAAUGGUAGACCUAAGAUUCUGUAUGAAAGAAUUCCCAAUCAAAAUCAGCCUCCAGAUGCUGGAUUAUCUUUAAAUUGUUCAAGGGAAUCGAGAACAUUCUCAAAUGGUUCAUUUCAGUCAUGUGCUUUUCCUCUACAAGCAUCUACCUGUGCAAGUGGUUUGUCUCCAGAUCAGUCUUAGAGGGAACAGAUUAUAAUUAUCAUUUCACGGAAGAUCUUGGAAAUUAUCUCGCAAAGGCAUUCUUUAGUUUCCUUAAACUUGAAGCUUCUGGUGAGUUCUGAGGAAGUAUUAAAGUUUUUGGAGGAUUGGCGACUGGGGAGAUAUAUUAGUGUAUAUACUCUUCUCUUUAUAUGCUUAGAAAGUCCCACUUUAUUUUUCUUAAAAGCAGCUUGGAUUCUUCCCCCUAUUCUAGAGGUUUGAAUUUUAGAAUACUUUAGGAAUUUGAAUGUCGAGGAAGCGGCUAAAUUUCUGUACUCUUGGUUGGAUUAGAGUGUGUUUUCUUAUAAAU